Molecule: messenger RNA, 2126 nt
Organism: Prosopis cineraria
Lineage: Eukaryota; Viridiplantae; Streptophyta; Magnoliopsida; Fabales; Fabaceae
Product: 2-oxoglutarate-dependent dioxygenase DAO-like
Exons: 3
Coding region: 15-983 (322 amino acids)
Biological process (GO): auxin catabolic process
Molecular function (GO): dioxygenase activity; indole-3-acetaldehyde oxidase activity
Source: RefSeq, a predicted model, not a curated record
CUUCAUUGCUAUAUAUGCAGAGUACAGCCACAAGAAAUCCAGACAGGCAGGGAAGAAUGGGGAAAAUGAGCAUCGUGCCAGUGAUCGAUCUGCAAGAGUCUGGAGAAAAUCUCAAGAAGAAGCUGAGAGAGGCGUGCGAGGAGUGGGGAUGCUUCAGAUUGACGAACCAUCGGAUUGAUUCAAGUCUCAUGGCGGAGAUGAAGAAGGUUGCGAGAUCUCUGCUUGACCUUCCUGUAGAGAUCAAGAUGCGAAACACCGAACAAGUUAUGAAAGCAACUGGCUAUGUUCCUCCAAGUUCUGAGAAUCCUUUCUACGAAAGCUUGGGACUCUACGACAUGGUUUCUUCUCACGCCGUUCAAGAUUUCUGCUCUCGAUUAGAUGCUUCUCCUCAUCAAACGAAAGUGAUAGAGUCUUAUGGGAAAGCAAUUCAUGAGUUGUUGAUGGAUGUGUCAGAAAAGAUGGCAGAGAGUUUGGGCUUGGAAGAAGCAGAUGGAUAUUUCAAGGAAUGGGCAUGGUAUUCCAGGAUGAACAAGUAUAGUUUUACACCAGAAACGGUAGGGUCGUGUGGUGUGUACAUCCACACAGACACAGGCUUCAUCACCAUUUUGCAAGAUGAUGAAAAUGUUGGAGGGCUUCAGGUGAUGAACAAUCAGUCUGGUUUCCUUGUUGAUGUCCCGCCUUGCCCCGGAAGCCUCUUCACCAUUCUUGGUGAUAUUGCCCAUGUAUGGAGCAAUGGAAGGUUUGUGACAGUAAAACACAGAGUAAUGUGCAAGGAAGCAAAUGUGAGAGUGUCAAUAGCUUCAUUCUUGUUGGGACCAAAGAAGGGAGACAUAGAAGCACCUGAGGAGCUUGUGGACUCUGAUCAUCAUCCUCGUCUCUUUAUUCCUUUCUCUUAUGAAUAUUAUCGGAAUCUUAGGAUGUCUCGAAAAAUCCAUGAUGGGGAAUCCCUCGCCCUAGUACGCGUCCAUACGACCUCUAAUUAAAUUUAAAUGGUCAAGAUUAGAAAAAUGAAUGAAACUUAAAUUAUUCAAAUCUAAUAAAUGAAUGAAACUUAAAUUAUUGAAAUCUAAUAUUAACAGUCUAAAUGUAGUCUUAAAUAACUAAGAACGUGUGCAGGGAAUUAUGAGUUAUGUACAUGUGAUUUUUUGUUGUUUACUUGUGUUUUUUUUUUGAACUUAUAAAAUUAUGUAAUUUGAUAAAUUUAGUGUAGACUUUAGUUAUAUUUUUUUUUGCUUCUCAUAGUUGACUAAUUGUACUAUUUUUACUACCACUUUGUAAGUUGUGUUUAUUUCAUUUACAAAAAGUGUAUUUGAUUACUCAAAAUUUGAAAAUGCAAAUACCUACUCCAUGUAUGUUACUCAACGUUAUUAGAAUCGGACUGGAUUGGCCGGUUCAAUUAGUUCAACUGAGAAUCAGCAAGGUAGUUAGUCCAAAAGUGGUAAAAAAUGGAGGCAGAGGGAACUUCCUCUAAACCAUUUGAAUUGGAGGUGAAUUAGGCAAAAUUAAGAGAACCGAUAGUUCAGACGAUUUCCUUUUAAUUCUUUUUCUUUCCCUAAAUUUCAAAUGGGAUAACAAAUGGAAAACUCACACAAAUUCAGCCCUAAAACCAAACCUCCUACAGCUAAUAUCCAACCCUAUGCCCUCAUCUUCAUCUCAUUUGAGUAUUCGACCGUCACAUUUGGGCUCAUCAGUGUCAAACUUAUGUCUAUUCUAGUGUCACUCAAUCUCAUUGGCAUCGUGUGCUAUGUUUUAGUGUUCCUUGAUCUUAUUGGUAUCGCAAUUGUGCUCAUGGAUCAUGCUCUUUAGCUUCAAGUUUCUUCCAGUCUUCAGUAUCAUAGUCUUGCUCAUGGCCCUUGCUCUUUGGCUUUGAGUUUCUUCCAGCCUUUAGUGUCAUCUCAGUCGGGUUUCUUCCACAGUUAUGCUAGUCUCCUCUUUUCAUUGUUCUUAAAUAAUAUUUAUUAUUCAAUCAUUUUGUUUUGGUUGCUAAAUGUUAUUGUAAUUCUACAAAUUUUGAUCGUAUGAAAGUAUCGUGUUGUGCACGAAUCACUUUGAAUAUGGAUAACCCUAUGUUGUUUGGUUUAAUUUGUAUUAGAUUUCAAUGUUAUAUUGUUAGUAUGUAAUUGGAU